CAGCCAGACAGCCUCCGCGCGCUGCUCCAUGCGCUGACGGAGGCGCAUGCCGAGUCGGUCGCUCGGCAUGCAGCGGCGCUGGCCGCCGAGACCGACGGGCAGGAGGACGGCGCCAUUAGCGGCGUGACGGCGCGUCUGCAGGCGCUGCGGCUGCACACGUCCGUGCACGACAUAUACCCGGCGGACGAGCAGGCGCCCGUCCCGGUCGCGCGGCUCCCGGACGAGGUGUGGCUCGCGAUCCUGCUGCGCGUCGUCGCGCCUGCGCCUGCGCCGCUCCUCGUGCCGGCCGUGCGCGAGUUCCAGACCUUUGUGCCCGAGCCGGGCGAGCCGUGGCGCGCGUACACGGGCGCCGACUAUGAGGCGCUCGAGCGGCUGGGGCGCGUGUGCUGGCGCCUUCGCUGGCUGUCGGCGCACCCACAGGUGUGGAAGGCCGUGGCCGAGGCUACGUACGAGGCGCCGCUGGCGCGCAUGCCAUGCAGCUGGCGCGAUGCGUUUGUGCACGAGCCGCGUGUGCGCCUGAACGGCACGUACAUUGCGACGUGCGAGUACACGCAGCAGGGCCUGUCCGUCGAGAACGUGUGGGUGCGCGUGCUGCACAAGGUCGCGUUCUUCCGGUACCUGCGCUUCUUUCCGAACGGGCGGUGCCUCAGCUGGCUCACGACCGAGGCGCCCUCCGAUGCGGUGCGGCAGCUGGUGCCCGGCCUGCGCACGAAGGGGUGUGCGGCCGGGCGCUGGCACAUGCUCGUCGACGACGGCGCGCCGCCCGCGCGCCGCGGCGCGACCGUCGUGAUCGACGACCUGCGCGACCCGCACCUGCGCGGCUAUACGUUCCAGAUGACGCUGCACCUGCGCCCGGCGCCCGGGCGCUGGCACCGCCUCGACAUGCUCGCGUACUCGUCGCUCAAUCUGCAGACGGCCGAGGUCGUGCCGAUUCCCCACAAGCAUGCACGCCCGUUUGUGUUUUCGCGCGUCGUCGGCUAUGGCAUCUAA
Messenger RNA from Malassezia sympodialis ATCC 42132, 990 nucleotides. Lineage: Eukaryota; Fungi; Basidiomycota; Malasseziomycetes; Malasseziales; Malasseziaceae. The record is from the annotation of a RefSeq genome assembly.